AUUUAUAUCUAAUUAUGGGCUCAUGUUAUUCUUAAGUUCCUUAUACCUUUCCAGAUGGAGGUAUCUAUGAUGGUGAAAUUAAAGAUGGACUUCCUGUAUAUUGUUAGAAUCAAUCUAGGAUGGAAAAGGCAAAAUUAUAUGGGAUAAUGGAACUCAAUUUGAAGGUUUUUUUGAAAAAGGAAAAAAGGUCAAAAAGGGAACAUUUCAAUGGAGUGAUUCAUCACGUUACGAAGGAGAAUUCUUAAAUGAGAAUUUUCACGGUUAUGGUGAGUAUUAUUGGUACAAUGGUAAAGUUUACAAAGGAAAUUGGGUUAAUGGUAAAAUGGAAGGCAAAGGUAUCCUAAACUAUGAUGGUAAGGUUUACAAUGGUAUUUCAUUUAUUCGAUUUUUUAGGGGAAUUCAAAAAUGAUAAAAAAGAUGGAUUAGGAGAAUUGUAAUGGCCUGAUGGGUAGAUUUACACUGGUAAUUGGAAAAAUGGAAGAUAAGAUGGAAAAGGUAAAUUAAUUGAGCCAAAUGGAAAUAUUAUUGAAGGCAUUUGGGUAAAGGGUAAAAAAUAAUGA
Paramecium sonneborni is the source of this 560-nucleotide messenger RNA. The record is from the annotation of a GenBank genome assembly. Lineage: Eukaryota; Ciliophora; Oligohymenophorea; Peniculida; Parameciidae.